AUGACUGUCGAUCCUACGCUCCAGAAUUGCCGGAUCGGUCGAUGCAUCAUCCGAAAGAUCUCCAGUCUGGAUCUGGAUAGGGCUUCCAGGGGGCCCAACUUGAGAGUGCUGACCGGCAAUGGAAGCGAGACCUGGGGUCGCCUGAUCCGAAGCUGGGAGGUUGGUAUUCAGAAUCAUAACCAAUAA
Molecule: messenger RNA, 186 nt
Organism: Penicillium bovifimosum
Lineage: Eukaryota; Fungi; Ascomycota; Eurotiomycetes; Eurotiales; Aspergillaceae
Exons: 1
Coding region: 1-186 (61 amino acids)
Source: RefSeq, a predicted model, not a curated record